This is a messenger RNA of Pangasianodon hypophthalmus (striped catfish), 3998 nucleotides long. RefSeq names its product sorting nexin 17 (gene snx17). Gene Ontology annotation, biological process: intracellular protein transport; signal transduction. The transcript is spliced from 16 exons. Gene Ontology annotation, molecular function: phosphatidylinositol binding. Gene Ontology annotation, cellular component: early endosome. The record is from RefSeq and is a predicted model, not a curated record. Lineage: Eukaryota; Metazoa; Chordata; Actinopteri; Siluriformes; Pangasiidae. The coding region runs from base 276 to 1694 and encodes 472 amino acids.
ACACACACACAUUGAAUAUAUUAUCGACCUUUGAGUGAGUCGAGUGGAGCAAAGGGAAGGCGUUAUAAUAAAAGCUCAGUACUUAUAUGGUCCAUUGACUUUGCUUUGGAUUGUAAGAGCCAAAAGUACGCAGAGAAACAGAGACCAGGGCGACUUGGAUACUCCAUCUGUGGUUCCAGGAGUCCACAUUACUGUGCGGAUUUGUUACUUCUAACUUGUAAAUCUCAUUUGAGCUGAUUUCAUCUGAUCUCUCAGUCUUUACUGAGGAAAAAAACAUGCAUUUCUCCAUCCCUGAGACGGAGGUUCGCUCCAGUGAGAAUGGAUCUACAUAUGUGGCCUACAACAUCCAUGUCAACGGGGUCCUGCACUGCCGAGUGCGCUACAGCCAGCUCUUAGGCCUGCAUGAACAGAUCAAGAAAGAGUAUGGAAACAAUGUGGUGCCUGCCUUCCCCCCAAAGAAGAUCUUCACCCUCACGCCUGCAGAGGUAGAGCAGCGGAGAGAGCAGCUGGAGAAGUACAUGCAAGCUGUGCGUCAGGAUCCUCUGCUGGGAGCCAGCGAAAUGUUCAACAGCUUUUUAAGAAAAGCUCAGCAGGAGACACAGCAGAUCCCCACUGAAGAGGUCCAGCUGGAGGUGCACUUAUCCAACAGCCAGAAGGUCAAAGUCAACAUUUUGACGUCAGACCAGACUGAAGAUGUCCUUGAGGCAGUUGCAUCGAAACUGGAGCUGCCCGAUGAUUUGGUGGGCUAUUUCAGCCUCUUCCUAGUUCAGGAUGGGGCAAACGGGGGCUGCACAUUUGUGAGAAAGCUGCAGGAGUUUGAGCUGCCUUACGUGUCAGUCACCAGCCUGCGCAAUCCCGACUACCACAUCGUCCUCCGCAAAAGUUAUUGGGACUCGGCAUAUGACAGCGAUGUAAUGGAGGAUAGUGUGGGUCUUAACUUGUUAUAUGCUCAGACGGUGUCUGACAUUGAGCGAGGCUGGAUUCUUGCCAACAAAGACCAGCACAGACAGCUGAAAUCGCUGCAGGAGAAAGGCUCAAAGAAAGAGUUCAUCAGAUUGGCUCAGACCCUGAAGUAUUUUGGCUAUAUCAAGUUUGAUCCCUGCAUCACGGAUUUUCCCGAAAAAGGUUGCCACGUCAUCGUCAGCGCCGGCAACAACGAGCUCAACUUUCACGUCAAACUGCCCAACAACCAGAUGAAGGAAGGCAGCUUUAAAGUCACACGCAUGAGGUGCUGGCGAGUCACUUCAUCUCAAGUCCCAAUGGCCAAUGGCACCGCUAAUCCCUGCACCUCUGGCAAGUGUGAAGUCAAACUGGAGCUGGCCUUCGAGUAUCUGAUGAGCAAAGACCGUCUGCAGUGGGUCACCAUCACGAGUCCACAGGCAAUCAUGAUGAGCAUCUGUCUCCAGUCCAUGGUGGAUGAACUGAUGGUGAAGAAGUCUGGGGGAAGCAUUAAGAAAAUGCAGAAGAAACGUCUUAAUGGAUCCAUCCAUCGAUCCAACAGCCAGCAAGCUGUGAAAUCUCCUCCAUUACUGGAUUCUCCUGAUGCGAGUCGAGAACAAGUAGUCAAGCUCUCGACCAAGCUGAGUUCUGUCUCCCUGCGUGGGAUCAGCGCCUCAAACUCGGCUAACGAUCUCAGCGGCAGUGAUUUUCAUGGAAACUAUGCCUUCGAGGGCAUCGGGGAUGAUGACCUGUGAUGCUCUUCUCAGACUAAAGCAGAGGACAGCUGAGCCAAUCUGAGCAGGUUCGAGUGGAGGGAACGCAUCUGAUUCUGCAAGAUUCUAACACUCUGUUGUCCUGCAGCAUUUCUCCAAUAGUCCAAAACAUCCUUACCAACCACAGAUUAUUAAGGGUUAAGGGUCUUGCAUGUAAUGAGGUGUCAACUUAGAUAGGUGUAGCACAAGCACAAUACAUUGUGUGUAACACCCACCCUAUGACAAAUAAGCAAAAUCCAGAUUGAACAAAAAUAUUGAAGAUGCACUGAUAUAAACUAUAUUAAAAAUCGGCGUAUCUGCCGAUAACUGACAGUAAUCCCACUCUGACAUCCUCUUAAUAACCAGGCGAUUCGGCUAGCUUCUGUUGCCAGGAUCUGUGUCAUAUCAGUCAACAUCACAUGCAUUCAUGGCAAUAAAAAUGUCUGUGAAUGGUACUGCAAAUCGUCAAAUCCAAUCCAAAUUCAUUCCAACAUUUCAUCAGCCUCUGUAUCAAAACGCAGCGUUGAAUACAUGCAUCCCUAAAAAAAAAAAAAAAAAAAAAAAAAAAACUACAUUCAGUAUUUCAAACUGUGGCACCCUUUAAGCAAACACAGGGAUGCAUAGCUUUGGGGUUAUUUCCUGCAUCCAUGAAAGAAAUGUCUCAAAGAAAUAAACUUUUAUUGGCUGCAACAAAAGCUGCUUCUCAUGUUAACCUCUACUGAAUAGUACUUCCUUUUUAGAGACUCAAAGCUGUGCUUUCUCAUCCUCAAUGCUGUAACCAAUGAUUAAGCAUUAAAUGAGCUUCAUGCUGUCUCAAGCUGAUGGAUACAAUGAAAGGAGAUCUGAGAACACUGAUUUGAAUAAGUGCAAACAUGCUAAAGUCAGCUGCCUAAACCUGUACAUGCAGAUUUUGAUUCAAGUGUAAGUCUGUAGUUCAUCAGUUAAAGAGUUCAGGAGGAACUGCGGCCUUCAUGUGCAGUGUGCCAAUCCUUGCCUUUUUUUUUUUUUUUUUUGCCAUUAUCUAACAGGUUUUCAAUGCUUUCCAAACUCAUCAGCAUCACCGCUUCAUAAGUAGUGAAUAGAAAGUGUUAUACGGGUUCUGAAUGGAAACCUCAUCCUAAUUAGAUCAUGCAUAGCAUGGCCUUUUUUUUUUUCUCCCCUCCCCCUGCCAACUCUUUGCCUUACACUAAUUCAACCGCCUUACAUUUCAAGCUUGUCAGUUUUAAAGUCGUUUCAGUGUUAGGUCCUCGUCAAUGUAAGCUCUGGUGAGAAAUCUUGCAGAAUUUAGAGAGUUCUGUUGGUGUUGGGCAGAACCGCUUGCACAUGCUGAACCCAUGACUUUGCACAAUAUUAUACAGACGGAUGGAGUGAUUCAUCAUGGAAAACAUUCUCAACCAUAUGUGCAUGGUGUUGAAGAUUUUUUUCCCUUGUCUUUCCAACCAAUAUUUUGUGAAAGGUUUCUCAUAAAUGCCAAAAUUCUAGUUUACUAAAGCAUUUUGCACAAAAGAAACAUUUAAAAAUCAUGGUAGUCACUUUUAUAAAUGUACAUGCAAAUAAAAAGUAUUCUGAUGUAUUCUGUAUUCAUUUUACUAAUAUGUAUUAUCAUUAGUGUAUUAUAAUCAAAUGCAGUAGAUCAACUAUAUCUAAACUGUGUAAAAAAAUAAAUAAAUAAAAAAACAAAAAGAACAUAUACCGCUGUUUACAGAACUGUAGAAAAUUGAGAAUAGAAUUUGAAAGAACAGUGUUUACAAAUUCCACAUCUGAAUUUCAAUGGUUGUCUUUUUACUCAUUACAUAUUCCUUUUUUUUGAAAACCAUAAAGACCAUUUUGUGCUUUAUAAAACACAUUGUAGCAAUCAUCUCAGAGGACCGGGUAGAAAAGGAGGUUGGAAAAAAGCUGCAUUUCAUAUUUCAGGCUGGUGUUUUUUUUUUUUUUGUUGUUUUUUUUUUUUUCUUUGCAUGGCAAAUGAGAACCUUCAUUCCAGAGCCGUGUAUUCCAGCGUGAGUCGUGUUUAUACAAUGCAGUGGGAACAAGACUGACUGAGUUUUGACAUUGAAGAUGAUUGAAAUUUGUCUAACUUGUCUAGGUCUUGGUGAUUGAAGAGCUCAUUCUCAUCUUGAUCAACUGUAAAGAGUGAAUGUUUUCUGACUUAUUAUAAUAUGUGAGUGUCAACUUCAGUAUGUUCACCAGCAUAUCUAAAAGAUGUUAAUGGUAUAGAUUCUUAAUGUCACACAGAGCCUAGCAGUUCUUUAAAAAUUUAAAAGCAAUGUCAUGGAUUUCAAUAAAUGUAGGUGCCAAAUCUCUGCA